AUGUACAGCAAUGGUAUCAAUAUCAUAAUCGAGGGCGAGCGCCAUGCGGGAGAGCCCGCAGGAGAGGAGGUGAAGAAUCAAAACUUAAAAAAUGUCAACCAAGUAACACUCAUUCUCUCUCGUUUUAUUUGCGUUUGGGUCGAAAGGACCCGAUCUUAA
Molecule: messenger RNA, 159 nt
Organism: Heterobasidion irregulare TC 32-1
Lineage: Eukaryota; Fungi; Basidiomycota; Agaricomycetes; Russulales; Bondarzewiaceae
Exons: 1
Coding region: 1-159 (52 amino acids)
Source: RefSeq, a predicted model, not a curated record